GCGAAUUGUUUUACCCCACACAUCAUCAUUCAUCAGAGUCGCCGAUGGUCCGAGUUUUCGUCGCCGCCGGUGAAGAAGAGUUACGAAGAUGCUCAGAACUCAAACCCUAACAAAAACACUGAUUCUCUCUCGCUCUCGUGCGUCAUCUCUCUUUUCUACGUGGUACUCUCCAGAAACAAUCUUUCACGGACAACACUACGAAGACGAGGACCCUGUCCUCCUCAAGAUCUCAAUCGCCAUCAGAGAUUCUGACCAGAAUCCGUCAUUGAAGCCCUCUUCAUCUUCUUCUUCUGCCUUCGCCUCUAUCAAGAAGCUCCUCCCUUUGCUCAACGUUCGUCAUGUUAUCGAUCUCGUCGACCGUAACCCUCUCUCUCUACCGCCUCGUUCGGUCUUCUCUUUCUUCAGAUUUCUGUCUUCUCAGCCUGAUUUUCGGCUCACCAUUGAGACCUACUUCGCUAUGGCUCGUUUUCUUGCCGUCCACGAAAUGUUUGCGGAAGCGCAAUCACUUGUCGAGUUCGUGGUCUCGCGCAAAGGGAAAAGCUCGGCUUCGUCGGUUUUCAUUUCGUUGGCCGAAAUGAGACGUACCCAUAUGCUUGAUUUCCUUGUUGAUGUUUUGAUGAUCGCGUAUGUGAAUCUAGGGUUCUUAUCGGAUGCUAUCCAGUGUUUUAGGUUAGCUCGGAAGCAUAAAUUUGCAGUUCCGGUUCGUGGCUGUGGUAAUUUGCUUGAUCGUAUGAUGAAUUCGAAUCCGACUAGAAACGUUUGGGGAUUCUAUAUGGAGAUUUUGGAUUCUGGGUUUCCGCCAAAUGUGUACGUUUUCAACAUUUUGAUGAAUAAGUUCUGUAAAGAAGGCAAGAUCAGUGAUGCCCAGAUGGUGUUCGAUGAAAUGCCGAGUAGAAGAUUGCGGCCUACGGUGGUCAGUUUCAAUACUUUGAUUAAUGGAUACUGUAAGAGUGGUAACUUAGAUGAAGGGUUUAGGCUCAAACGAGUUAUGGAAGAGAACAGAAUACGGCCUGAUGUUUUCACGUAUAGUGUUUUAAUCAAUGGAUUGUGCAAAGACAACAGAAUGGAUGAUGCACAUCGGAUAUUUGACGAGAUGUGUGUGAGAGGAUUGACCCCGAAUGAUAUUACUUUCACUACUCUGAUUCACGGGCAGAGUAGGAACGGAAAGAUCGAUUUGAUGACAGAGAUUUAUCAGAAGAUGCUACUUAGGGGACUACAACCCGAUAUUGUUCUGUAUAAUACCCUCAUAAAUGGUUUUUGCAAGAAUGGUGAUGUGGUGACAGCAAGGAAGAUUGUUGAUGAAAUGAUUCAGAGGGGUUUGAGGCCAGACAAAGUUACGUACACAACACUCAUAGACGGAUAUUGCAAAGGAGGAGAUUUGGAAACAGCUUUGGAGAUAAGAAAGGAAAUGGAUCAGAAUGGGACUGAACUUGAUAGUAUGGCUUUUGCAGCUCUUAUUUCGGGAAUGUGCAGGGAAGAAAGAGUUAUAGAUGCAGAAAGAACACUGCGAGAGAUGUUGAGAAACGGUAAGAAACCAGAUGAUAUCACUUACACCAUGAUUAUGGAUGGAUUCUGUAAGAAAGGAGAUGUUAAGAUGGGUUUUAAGCUGCUCAAGGAAAUGCAGAGGGAUGGGCAUGUUCCUAGUGUUGUAACUUAUAACGUCCUGCUCAAUGGGCUCUGCAAGUUAGGACAGAUGAAAAACGCCGAUAUGUUGUUAGAUUCCAUGCUUAAUUUAGGGGUCGUUCCGGACGAUAUCACCUACAAUAUUCUCUUAGAAGGCCACUAUAGACACGUAAAUGCUGCCAACCUCGAUGAACUUAAGGGUGAGAGAGGGGUCGUAGCUGACUUAGCCUCUUACAAGUCACUAGUCAGUGAGCUGUAUAGAAGUAAGAAAGAUCGAGGAAACAGAUAAAAAGAUGUCAUCUUUGGGCGUUUUCUUUAAUGGGCAGAUUCUCCUGGUUGGGUUUCAUCAAAGUAUAGGAUCAUCUUGCCCGAUUCUUUUGAUGACAGGGUGUGAAUCUUCUUGGAUCAAUUGGAAGAGACAGACUCUGGCCUUGUGGAUCUUACACUCCUUUAAUCUAUGAAAUUUCUGUUAGGACAUUGUGCUGUCUGUGUAUACAUUGUUACUGUAGAUUAGAUCUGAAAACUCAGUAAGAUUGGAUUUGAGUUAGGUGAAGAGAACCAUCACAAAGCCCACAUAGCAUGUUGUGCCAUGUGCAACCAUUCAUUGCUUUUUCUCGAUUUGUAUUGCAGGACAGAUUUUAUGAUUGGGCAUAUAUGUUUCAUGUCAUCAAUGCACUUAAUGGGUCGACUCUCAAUAUCUCGUAUGUAAUAAAAAAAAAUAUCUCGCUUA
Messenger RNA from Tarenaya hassleriana, 2353 nucleotides. RefSeq names its product putative pentatricopeptide repeat-containing protein At1g09680. The transcript has a single exon. NCBI's taxonomy places the organism in Eukaryota, Viridiplantae, Streptophyta, Magnoliopsida, Brassicales, Cleomaceae. Gene Ontology annotation, molecular function: protein binding. The record is from RefSeq and is a predicted model, not a curated record. Bases 89 to 1912 code for a protein of 607 amino acids.